This is a messenger RNA of Brassica oleracea var. oleracea, 1502 nucleotides long. Its product is annotated as PCI domain-containing protein 2-like. Gene Ontology annotation, biological process: poly(A)+ mRNA export from nucleus; transcription elongation by RNA polymerase II; post-transcriptional tethering of RNA polymerase II gene DNA at nuclear periphery. The coding region runs from base 74 to 1315 and encodes 413 amino acids. The record is from RefSeq and is a predicted model, not a curated record. Lineage: Eukaryota; Viridiplantae; Streptophyta; Magnoliopsida; Brassicales; Brassicaceae. Gene Ontology annotation, cellular component: transcription export complex 2. Gene Ontology annotation, molecular function: RNA binding; double-stranded DNA binding. The transcript has 13 exons.
CUCUCGCUCUCUCUCUCUCUCUCUUGUGGAAUAAAUAAGAAAGACGACGCAGAGAAGAAGACGAGAGGUGAGAAUGGCGUAUGUUAGCAUGGGUGAAGCGCACCGGCGAAUCACUGAGUACCUAAACCGCUUCUGCGACGCCGUUUCCUACCAAGACUCAUCUAUGCUUUGUCGCCUCCUCUCUUUCUCUUCCAACUCCCCGUCUCUUCUCUCACUCGCCGACGCACUCAACGUCUUCCAGGAUGCUAGCAGUUUGAUAAGACAAUCUGAUAAGUUCUCUGAAUACGGCGAGAUCCUAGCUCACUUGUUUCGUUCUCUACAAAGUUACCGCGUUGGGAAUCUAGUCGAAGCAUACCUAGCUUUUGAAAAGUUUGCCAACGCUUUUGUUCAGGAGUUUCGUAAUUGGGAAUCUGCUUGGGCAUUGGAAGCUCUCUAUGUUGUUUGCUAUGAAAUCCGAAUUCUUGCUGAAAAGGCUGAUAAAGAGUUGACCUCUAAUGGAAAAUCGCCUGAGAAAUUGAAAGCAGCAGGAUCUCUUCUCAUGAAAGUCUUUGGAGUUCUUGCUGGUAAAGGUCCAAAACGAGUUGGAGCAUUAUAUGUGACUUGCCAAUUGUUCAAGACCUACUUCAAGCUUGGAACUGUCAAUCUUUGUCGAAGUGUGAUAAGAAGUAUUGAGACUGCUCGGAUAUUUGACUUUGAGGAGUUUCCAAGAAGAGAUAAGGUUACAUACAUGUAUUAUACCGGAAGAUUAGAAGUCUUCAACGAGAAUUUUCCUGCUGCUGAUACAAAGCUAUCAUAUGCCUUACAACAUUGCAACCCCAAAAGAGAACGGAAUAUAAGGAUGAUAUUGAAGUAUUUAAUACCAGUGAAACUUUCUUUAGGAAUCAUACCAAAAGAUGAGCUCUUACAAAAGUAUAAUCUUCAUGAGUACAUGAAUGUUGUGCAAGCUCUGAGAAAGGGUGAUCUCAGGCUUCUUCGGCAUGCUCUUCAAGAACACGAAGAUAGGUUCUUGAGGUCUGGUGUGUACCUUGUCUUGGAAAAGCUGGAGCUCCAAGUCUACCAGAGACUCAUGAAGAAAAUUUAUAUCAUCCAGAAGCUAAGUGAUCCGGCAAGAGCUCACCAACUGAAACUUGAAGUGAUUGCUAAAGCACUUAGAUGGCUUGAGAUAGACAUGGAUCUCGAUGAGGUGGAAUGUAUAAUGACGAUCUUGAUUUACAAAAACCUUGUUAAAGGUUAUUUGGCACACAAGAGCAAAGUGGUAGUUCUAAGCAAGCAAGAUCCUUUCCCUAAACUGAACGGGAAGCCUGUUGGCUCAUAGUGACUUGCGGGUUGUCCUUGUUGUUGUAUUAAGAAACCCUGUUUUAACCCGAGCUUAAUCUCAUUAUUUACUUCCAAAUUGUUUUUGAUAGUCUGAUAGAUUUGUUUUUGGAAUAAAAAAUGAUCUAAAAAGAAUCAGAACAUCCAGAUUGUUUUACAGGCUUGAAUAAUUUCUUUUUCCAUCUCAA